UGUUGGACUCUCGGUGCCGGACGAUGCAUUCGGCUGGCGAUCCGCCCGGGGGAACCGGCCGUGCGCUGUCCGCCGCCAUUGCACUAUAGUGUGCUGGUUCAUAUAUAAGAGCGCGUGGCACGGGCCAAAGGAAUUUAGUGUGAGCCUGAUCUCGCUUCAAACGUUGCGCAGCAAACAGUGCGUGCAGGUCUACCCCGGUACUAUAAGUGCUUCGUGCCUUCCCCCGUAAGCUCUAGAGCAAGGAAGCACUGCAUCGCCACGAGGUGACCACUGUUUGGCGUGAUUUUUGGAGCCCGAAUCUCCCGUGUGCCCCUUCCCCCUCGUGAAUAGUGUGUGCCAGCAGCAGCCAGGUGGAUUCGUUGAUUCUUCAGUGUUUCGUUAUCUCACGAUCAGGAAAAUCAGGAACAUCACGCAGAAUGCCUGCCAACGGUGUGUGUAGUGUCGGGUUGGAGGUGAUCGAGGAUAAUGCGGCCACCUAUGCCAGCGGCUCGGACAGUGCCGGUGUCUCGGAGGAUGAAGAUGUGCAGCAGCUGUUCGUGAACGGUGCCGAUCGCGUUACGAGUGUGUCGUCCCUGCCCAAGAAGUCGACAGAGGCGCGCGGCAAGCUGUCGCAGCACGGGGACGAUGGCAAACCGGCGGUAGCGGAGAAGCGGUACGCGAGUCUGCCGAACCGUGAGCAGCACCAGCAAUUCCUGACGGAGUUCUUAACGGAGGUGCUCAAUUCGGCCGUCUUCAAUGCUACGGAUCGUUCGAACAAAGUGCUGAACUGGGUCGAUCCGGAGGAGCUAAAGCGUACGCUCGAUCUGGCGAUCAAGGACGAACCGGAUACGCACGAAAAGUUGCUGGAGCUGACGAGGGCCACCAUUCGGCAUUCGGUUAAGACGGGCCAUCCUUACUUCAUGAAUCAGCUGUUCUCGUCCGUCGAUCCGUACGGAUUCGCGGGUCAGGUGCUGACCGAUGCACUCAACCCAAGCGUGUACACGUUCGAGGUGUCGCCCGUGUUUGUGCUGAUGGAGGAGGUUGUGCUGCGCGAGAUGCGUUCGAUCGUGGGCUACCCCAACGGAGAAGGUGACGGAAUAUUCGCGCCCGGCGGUUCGAUGGCCAACGGGUACGCAAUUAGCUGCGCUCGCCACAAGUUCAUGCCUGACAUUAAGACGAAAGGAUUGCAUGCUCUUCCACGACUGGUUAUCUUCACAUCGGAAGACGCCCAUUACUCCGUCAAGAAGCUGGCCUCGUUUAUGGGUAUCGGUUCGGACAAUGUUUACGCCAUCAAGACGGACAGCAUUGGCAAAAUUCGGAUCGAACAUUUGGAAAGUGAAAUUUUACGUGCCAAAGCAGAGGGAGCGUUGCCGUUCAUGGUGUCGGCGACCGCAGGCACUACCGUCAUUGGUGCAUUCGAUCCACUGGAGCAGAUCGCCGACCUGUGCGCUAAGCACAACCUCUGGAUGCACGUCGAUGCGGCCUGGGGUGGUGGUGCACUGAUGUCCAAGAAGUAUCGUACCCUGCUCAAGGGAAUCGAAAGGUCCGAUUCGGUUACCUGGAACCCACACAAGCUGCUCGCCGCUCCACAGCAGUGCUCCACCCUGCUCACGCGCCACCGUAACAUCCUAUCCGAGUGCCACUCAACGAAUGCCACGUACCUGUUCCAGAAGGACAAAUUCUACGACACACGGUACGAUACCGGCGACAAGCACAUCCAGUGCGGCCGACGGGCCGAUGUGCUCAAGUUUUGGUUCAUGUGGCGGGCCAAGGGAACGGCCGGGUUCGAGCAGCACAUCGACAAGGUGUUCGAGAAUGCGGAACAUUUUACCAACAGUAUUAAGGCCCGGCCUGGCUUCGAGAUGGUCAUCGAGAAUCCCGAGUGCACGAACGUGUGCUUCUGGUAUGUGCCACCGGGGCUGCGCAGUGUACCGCGCGAUUCGUCCGAAUUCCGCGAACGGUUGCACAAGGUGGCGCCCAAGGUGAAGGAGCACAUGAUGAAGGAAGGGUCAAUGAUGAUCACGUACCAGCCGAUCCACGACAAGCCAAACUUUUUCCGGCUGGUGCUGCAAAACUCGUCCCUGGACAAAUCGGACAUGAACUACAUCAUCGACGAGAUUGAGCGAUUGGGCAAGGAUCUGUAGAUGCGGCAGCUACGCGCGAGUGCAGUCCUUGUUGUUUCCUAUUUGCUUAACUUAUUUUCCUUCUUUAUCACGUACAGAUGUAUUUAUUGAAAGCAUUCGUUACUAGCAGCUAAAUUGACAAAAAAAAAACUCGAAUCGAAACAAACAACCAGUGUCCAGUGAAUUUGUUUUCAGUCGUACAACAGAAGUGGAAGGAUGAAAGAGGAAUACAUCUUAUGCGCCACUGUAAGAGAUGGCGAGGGCGAUAGUGUUAAUGUAAAGUGGAUCCGUACAAGUGGAAUAGCAUCGAUAUCCACACUGGGUGUGAUGUUGUUCACUAAAGAAUACUUAUUUGUGCUAUAGUGUAAGCAUGUUUCAAUAUAUACCUAUUUUUAACAA
Messenger RNA from Anopheles stephensi (Asian malaria mosquito), 2501 nucleotides. RefSeq names its product cysteine sulfinic acid decarboxylase (gene black). The record is from RefSeq and is a predicted model, not a curated record. The transcript is spliced from 4 exons. Gene Ontology annotation, cellular component: cytoplasm. Gene Ontology annotation, biological process: carboxylic acid metabolic process. The coding region runs from base 417 to 2123 and encodes 568 amino acids. NCBI's taxonomy places the organism in Eukaryota, Metazoa, Arthropoda, Insecta, Diptera, Culicidae. Gene Ontology annotation, molecular function: pyridoxal phosphate binding; carboxy-lyase activity.